Messenger RNA from Effrenium voratum, 1753 nucleotides. NCBI's taxonomy places the organism in Eukaryota, Dinophyceae, Suessiales, Symbiodiniaceae. The record is from the annotation of a GenBank genome assembly.
CUGCUCCAGUGCUUCCGGGCUGGGCCAAUGCACAGCGUGCCGUGGGCCGCUCCUGGCGCAGUCGGAGAGGGAAUGCUUCCGUGCCGCGGGCUUCAAAAUGCCAUGCCGGCAGCCCCUCCAGGGGUCAUGUCUACACAGGCAGUGAAGCUGGACCGAACGCCGGAUGCCUUGCAAGAGGAGAUGCGGGAACACUUGAACAGCCAAAUGUCGCUGAUGAACCGGGUGAGCCAAGAGUUCCAGAGGCUGCAGGGCCAGCUGCAAGCUGUCACGCAGGAGCGCGAUCAGCUCCGGCAGCAGAACUCGGUGCUGACCAUGCAGCUGGCGAAGAGCGUGCCGCCAUCUUGGCGAGUGGAGACGGUGGAAAAGCCAGCGCCAAAAGAAAUCGUUAGCGCCCCACCGAUGGAAGGGAAGAAGCCGCUGGGCGUCGGCAUUAUGCCGACCAAAGCGGGAACUGAUAGGUUUGUGCUGGAGAAGCACUUGCCCAACCACCAUAAGGCACCAGUGCACAGUGUGGCCAUGAGCGAAGACUCGACGCGUUUCGUCACCGCCUCCUGGGAUGCCUCGGUGCACGUCUACGACUUGACCCGGAAGGAGAUGGAGAAGACCCUAAAGAAGCAAAGUGCAGACAAGAGAGAGCAGAUGGGUGGUCUCUACUCCGUUGCCUUCGCCAAGACGGCUCCUGAGAUUCUGGGGUGCACCUCUGUGGACAAGCAUGUCUACCUUUGGAACCACAUCACAGGCCAGCAGAUCUCCAAGUUGGGUGGAGACAAAGGCCAUUCUGAUGAGGUCAACGGCAUAGACUUCCAUGCUGGACAGCAGGUCAUGGCUACUGCAUCAGAUGAUGCUUCAGCGAUCAUCUGGGACUUUGUGGAGGGCAUCCCUUUACGGACGCUGCAGCAUCCUGAGAAAGCCGUGUACGGUGUCACCUUCCUGGGCAAGGACCCAGACAGGCAAUACUUUGUCGGCACCUGCUGCUUUGAUCAGAAAACUCGCAUCUUCGACAUGCGGGACAAGAAGGUUGUGACCACACUGACUGGCCACACCGAUGACAUUAUUGGUAUUGACUAUUCAAGCCCGGGGCUCUUGGCCACUGGCUCGGAUGAUGGGCACAUCUUGAUUUACGACACCAAGAUGUGGUCACUGAUACAUCGCCUGGACUGCAAGGUGGACAUUUCCACCGAGACAGAGGUGAAACGAGUUGCUUUCAGUAGAGACGGCGACAUGCUGGCCGCAGCGUGCUCAACUGGGAGCGUCGUUGUUUACUCGGGCUUUGCCCAAAACAAGCCUACUAUGCUGCAGAAGCUCGGCGGCCACACCGACUGUGUGUUUGACGUAGCCUGGGGCUGCGACGCAAGGACCAACGCCAAGCUGCUGGUCUCUGCGUCGCAUGACAAGUCGGCAAGAUUUUGGAAAGAGGCGAUCUAGUGAAGUCUGUGAAGUCUGCAGUACAAAGCUGUUCCGUCAGAUAUAGUUUUACAUACCUCUGGCAGCUGGAUGGAGAACUCGCUGGGGCCUGUGCCGAUUUCCAGGCACCCAGUGGUGCUUUCACCAGCAGGCCCAGCCGAAAGAUUAGUCUUUCUGAUUUGUGGCCUGAGGGGCCUGACUCCGAAAGUCACAAUGUUUAACCCUCAGGUGUCCAGGCGUCCAGGAGGUGUUCCUAGACCCGACUUUAUCACUGAAUCGGAUGGCCCGGCCGCUCCUGAUGACAGGAAGCUUGGCUUGAGCGUAGACACAUGAUAUGUUUGGUGCCAGG